This is a messenger RNA of Cuscuta campestris, 2903 nucleotides long. NCBI's taxonomy places the organism in Eukaryota, Viridiplantae, Streptophyta, Magnoliopsida, Solanales, Convolvulaceae. The record is from the annotation of a GenBank genome assembly.
GAUCAAAUGGCCCGCCUCAUGUCAUUGCUUGAAUCAUCCAAUGCAAGUCAGUAUAAUGGACCCUUUGUCGCAGACGGAGAUUGGACGGGGUGAACUGCGCAACGGAGUCUUCCUCAGCGCCAGGGAGUUGAUGAUGAUCACCAGGACCAGGGGAUUCAGCAGCCGGCCGCCGAGGGCGGAGGCCGCAGUCCUCCACGGAUGCUUAUUAAAGAUGAAGGCGGUCUUCCUCCUCCUCUUCUUCUUCCUCACCCUACUUAUAAUAAUAACUGUCACCCUAAAGGCGGUGCCGUCUACGGCACCGGCAAUGCAACCUCCUCUCCAUCAACACUACUCCUCACUCCACAGCAAAGGAUACACCAUUUUGAUGAACACGUGGAAACGAAGCGAUCUUCUCGUGCAAUCGGUCUCCCACUAUUCCUCGUGCCACGGCCUUGCUUCCAUACAUGUCGUCUGGAGCGAGCCCGACCCUCCGCCCCCUUCGCUCAUCCACCGCCUCAAAAGAGCCGUCCGUUCGCGCUCGUCGCCAGCCAACGGUCAGCGGGUCGAACUCGUAUUCGACAUCAACGCCGAAAGCAGCUUGAACAACAGGUUCAAGGAGGUCAACGGUUUGCAAACCGACGGUGUGUUUUCAGUUGACGACGACGUGCUCCUUCCGUGUUCGUCCGUGGUUCUCGCCUUCGACGUCUGGCGCAGUGCCCCCGAUACCAUGGUGGGAUUCGUUCCCCGUGUUCAUCACUCGGAUGAUGGUGGGGGCAUUAAUGGGGAGAGGUACAAGUAUGGUGGGUGGUGGUCAGUGUGGUGGAUGGGAAGAUAUAUUAAAAACCGCCGCUGGACGCCAUCUCUUCCUUUCGCCUUCUUCACUACCGUCCGUCUGCAACUCCACUGCUCACCCGACUCGUUCUUCUUCCUGUCCAGGUCAGUUCCUUCUCUCGCCGCCAUGAUUGUCUCGGAUUCCGAUUCGGCUACCCCAUCGCCCAAUUCUCGCCAAGCCGGCCAAUCGGCCUCUGACCGUAACCCCGGCCACACUCCAUCACCCCGGCCGUCGCCGUCGGCCGUGCCUGGCCACAAAUGGCGUCGAUUGAGGAAGCAAUACCCUUCCUCAACCCUGGUAGAUGAGGGCUCAAGGGUUGAAUUGGACGAAAACAUCAUGGCGUUGUGCCAUUGUCAAAUUACUGGCCGGGGGUUCGCCGAUGCCACUGACAUGGUUGGACCCUCCAUCGAGGUCAUGAGACCCACCAGUACUCAAACUGCUCUAGACGCACCGUCGGGGUUCUUCACGGUCCAUCUGGCGUCUUUGAAGAAGGGGCUGCGCUUCCCACUCCACCCGUUGUUGAUCGAAUUCCUCAACGUGGUGGACCUUCUCCCGUGCCAACUGGUCCCCAACUCUCACCGGUACAUCGCCGGUUACCUGGUCCGGUGCAGAGAUAUAGGGGUGAAUCCGACCUUGGACCAUUUCAUAUUCACCUUCAAACUGACCAAGGGCCAUAAGGAUUGGGCGUCCUAUGCCAGUCUUUCCCAGAGGUCCAGUAAACUCUUUGCUAGUGAUAAGAAGGGGUCAACCAAAGAUUGGAAGCCUUUCUUUGUCUUCGUUUCGACGGGGCCCGAAUCUCCUUUCACGGGUUCAGGGCGCCCUUCCUUCCGUCGCAUCCCACGCCCCCCACCUGAUGCCACCCUUUUGUCUAUCACUCGCCAAUUCUGCAAUAAGGGAGUUAUGAACAUCAAAGAGGAUGAGCUUCGCCACCAACCCGACCUACUGAGGGACAUCCCCGGGGGGCAUCAGCCUGACCAGCUGAAGGACAUUCCUGAGGAAGGUCUUGAUUGUGGUCCUUUUGUGGAAUUACAAGAUUCAGGAGAAGAGAUGGACAGCGAUCUCCUGCUCAGUCGCUUCACCGCAGGGAGGAAAAGGAAGAGAGAGACAAGGGGCCAGGGCAAACGUUCUUCAUCCCACCACGAGGAGGGUCCUUCUCGAAAGCCGGUCGUAACUGUGGUGGAGGACCAAGAAGAUGCUACCCAAGAACCGGGUACCAUGGCUGGCCAGUCCCCUCCACACCCCGUGACUGGCCAGCCAUCACCACCCGCAGUGACCUACGAGGUGGCGACCGGGGGUCGCUCGACGAGGCUCUGCAUCCCUCCCCUGCCCCAAAGCCUAGGGGACGUACAGCUGGAGACUCUUAUCACUCUGCCUGCAGAAGACCAGGCUCGUAUCUCGGCAGGCUCCGAGGACGACCUUGACAACAUGGUCCUUUUAAGGCUCAGUCAGGCUACACUGGGGAUGAUUGAGGUGGUCGGCCGGAAACGGGGUCGCCAGGCCGCCGCGGACGAGGAGAACCGCUGCGUCGCCCUUGAGGCAGACAAGGCCUCCUUGUCCUUGGAGGUAGAAUCUGUUUCUGCUCGAGUGGUUGAGCUGGAAGGGGAGAAAUCUGAUCUGAUCCAGCAGCUGGAGGUGGAGAGGAGCGAUCGGGUCCGCCAUGCAGAGGGAGCGGUAGAAUCCUUCAAGUCCUCUCCUGACUUCACGGUAGUCGCAAUGGAGCGGAUGGAAGAACUAACGGCCGCUUGGCUCAAAACUGAACCUGAGGCCCAAUGGAUGGUCAAGGAGGGAACCAAGUCCUUCAAUUGCGGACUCUUCCAUGCCCAACAGGUCUUCCACAACAGGCUGGCCCAGCUCCCUAAAGGAUUCUCUCUCCCCGACCUUGGCUUCCCUCCUCCCUGCCGCUCCUUGGCCGAGUUCGACCCCAGUCCCUAUCUGGACGGGGGGAGCUCGAGUGCGUCGGAAGAGGAGGAAGAAGAAGAAGUGGAAGGAGAUGUAUGGGGAAGUAUCCUUCCUAACGUAGAGAUUGUUCUCAACUGUACUGUAGUAGAUGCAAGAGAUUAUCCUUGAAAUGUAAUGAACAUUUCUGUGACUG